AUGCAUCGACUCAAGAAAAUUGUAUUGUGUCUGGUGUUCCUGAAAAUAGCGAUUAUCUUCGCAUUUUUAUUUUUUUCAUCCAAUUGGAUAAAAACUUCAAACAUUAAAAGAGAAGAAAUUUCUUUCGACAUUCAAGUGAGACCAAAUAUUACUGUCGCAAGAAAUGGAAACGAAAAAAUAAACAAUUCUACCUUUUUAACGGUUUUCAAAGAUGGUCUGCGUGUGGCAACUGAAACCCCCCAUAAUAGACACAGAUAUGAUGGUCUUUCGGUCGAAAACAAGGACAAAUUGACACAUUGGCAGUAUGUUAAAAAAAAAGAAAAUUUCCUCGUUCAGUUGCCUGUUGACUUUGAUCUUCUUACAUAUAAUUUACUAAUUAUUGACCAAGAAGAAACAGUUUUAAAUAUACCAGUGGCUUACAAUAAUAUCAAUUGCUCUCAAAACUCUUCAGAUCAGCUAAAGUCGGUGCGCAUUUUUCUGUGGAAUAAACUUUUCGAUAAUAACACAGAUUAUUAUCUUUGCAACAGAGACUUUACGAAGAACAAUAAACGUGAAUGGUUAUAUUACCUAACUACUAUAUGGGUUGGAUAUGAUUUGAGUUGUUCGAGGAUGUCUAGUACUAAUGGUGGGAUAAGGGAGUUUCAACUUAAAAAAGAUCACCUGCCUCUUGUAACCCCCGUAUUUUGUUUUGUUCUUUCUUUGCAAUUUGUUUGGCUUUUUGUGUUAUUAGAUAUGAAAGGAAAUAGCCAAGCUUUUGAUACCAAGACUUCAAAUGACAUAACACACAUAUCCUCAUGUCCUGUUAUUCCUGAAACUGAUCAAAAACGUUGGUAUGCUAAAAAGGACAGACCAUACGGUCUAAAGAGAUUCUUUUCAAAAUUAUUAUAUGGUACAUGUUGUUCAAUUCAUCCUACCAUAAGAUUACUCCUUCUUAUGUACAUUUUUAUUUUUCUUCCAUUUGGAUUAUAUAGAACAUUAGGAAGAAAGAAUAUAUUAAGUAAAAUGUAUGAUAAUUACAUGACAGUAGUUCGACCAAGUGAGCCGAUUUUCAGUUCAAUUUGUUGGACACAUAAAUGCAUUGAUGACUGUUCAUGUACUUGUUGUUGCACAUGUUCGACUAUCGGAAAACACAAAGUGUACACAUUUGUUUUAAAUUGCUUAUGUUUAUUUCUUCCAAUACCAUACAUGCUGUGUUUACGCCCAAUAAUUUCAACCUUUACCUUUUUACUACGGUCGUUAACUUUCUUUGCUUUUGUGGCACUUCCAGUUAGAGUACAUAUAUUGCGAUAUACAAUUCUAGUUGUAACAACUGUAACGUACUUUUCAAAAUACUUCCAUGAAAUAAUUAACAUGAAUACUGAAAUUUUAAAGUAUAUAUUCAACCGCGAGGAAAAGUUCUGCGGUAUGAUUGAAAAAAUAGACCAGACAAUGUUUGAUUAUGUUUAUGAAAGACUUGUGUUUGUUAAGAAGACUUUGUAUUUUAUGUUUUUGAAAAUGAUAGUUGUUUUUAUGUACCUUUUUAUCACUAUCGAAACUUUCCUUUCAAACAAGGACUCUUUGACUGGGUCAGAUUUCAAAGAUAUACUGGAAUUUUUGUUAAUAAUUAUUGGCCCUUACGCUAUUUCAUUUUUUUUAAAAGGAAACAAUGAAAAUUUUCUCUCCGAUGAAAACAAAACAGAAAUUAAAGAUAGACUGAGAGAAUUUAAGUGUUUAGUUAAAGAAAAUGAUUUGAACGAAUUCAGCUUUCUAGAGUAA
Magallana angulata is the source of this 1755-nucleotide messenger RNA. RefSeq lists its product as uncharacterized. NCBI's taxonomy places the organism in Eukaryota, Metazoa, Mollusca, Bivalvia, Ostreida, Ostreidae. The transcript has 4 exons. The record is from RefSeq and is a predicted model, not a curated record. Bases 1 to 1755 code for a protein of 584 amino acids.